Clupea harengus (Atlantic herring) is the source of this 7633-nucleotide messenger RNA. Its product is annotated as nuclear receptor coactivator 3. Lineage: Eukaryota; Metazoa; Chordata; Actinopteri; Clupeiformes; Clupeidae. Gene Ontology annotation, molecular function: protein dimerization activity; nuclear receptor binding. Gene Ontology annotation, cellular component: nucleus. The record is from RefSeq and is a predicted model, not a curated record. Gene Ontology annotation, biological process: positive regulation of transcription by RNA polymerase II; cellular response to hormone stimulus.
GUUCAGUCUUUGCUCUUUAAGCAUACAUGUACUUGUAGUCUGGAACUCGGAGGGCUGUCACCACUUGGACUCAGAGAAUGCAGUUACGGACUACUUUACCCAGAAACCCCAUCGUCGGCAACAAGCUGGCUGAUUUCGCUUUGGGAGUGUUUCCCAUUUAAACAAACACAGUGCGGAAGAUGGCGGAGAGUUAAUAGUGGAGGAAAAAGAAAAUUGUGUGCUCGCCAGGAUACGUUUAAAUUGACGCUAAGAGCCCCUCGGCGCAGCAGUUAGGACCGUCGCCACUGGGGCCUCCUGCUGAGGUGGAGUCGGAGCACCCUUUCUCAGCUCUGUCACAAGACGUCUGGGAGCUGGAUUUCCCCCAUAGACCCCUUGAGGCUUCCCCCAGGCUUAUACCAGGACCAGCAUGGAAGCUACACAGACAGGAUAAUAAGACACUAGCAAAAGCUUAUUGAAGGUGCUGAUAUGUAUACAAGAUGAGCAGUCUAGGAGAGAACUCCUUGGAACCUCUGUGCUCCGACCGGAAACGCAAGCUGUCCACAUGUGACACACCUGGGUUGGGGUGUGACAAGCGGCGGCGAGAGCAGGAGAGUAAGUACAUUGAGGAGCUGGCUGAGCUCAUCUCGGCCAACCUGGGCGACAUCGACAGCUUCAACGUGAAGCCCGACAAGUGCGCUAUCCUCAAGGAGACGGUGCGGCAGAUCCGUCAGAUCAAGGAGCAAGGAAAAGCUUCGUCUAACGAUGACGAUGUCCAAAAAGCUGACGUCUCCUCAACAGGCCAGGGCGUCAUUGACAAGGACCACCUCGGGCCGCUCCUCCUGCAGGCCCUGGACGGCUUCCUGUUUGUGGUGAACCGCGAGGGCAGCAUCGUGUUUGUGUCGGACAAUGUGACGCAGUACCUGCAGUACAAGCAGGAGGAGCUGAUCAACACCAGCGUCUACAACAUCCUCCACGAGGAGGACCGCGAGGACUUCCACAAGAACCUGCCCAAGGCCAGCGUAAAUGGAGUGACGUGGGGGGACGAGGCUCCCCGUCAAAAGAGUCACACCUUCAACUGUCGCAUGCUGGUGAAGUUUGGCCACACCCAUGGCCACGGCCCUUCAGAAGAGACACCGGGCGGUGCCCCCCGCUACGAGAUCAUGCAGUGCUUCGCCCUCACACAACCCAAAGCCAUGAUGGAGGAAGGAGAAGACCUGCAGUCCUGUAUGAUCUGCGUGGCUCGGCGUGUGACGGCCAUGGAGAGGAUCGAGAGCUUCAACACCAAGCACGAGCUGUCAGGCAAGCUGAUCCAGAUAGACCAGAGUUCUCUGCGAGCCACCAUGCGUCCAGGCUGGGAGGACCUGCUGCGCAGAUGCAUCCAGAUGUUCCUGCAGCACAGCGAUGGCCAGCCCUGGUCCCAUAAGCGGCACUACCAUGAGGCCUACCUCCAGGGUCAAGCUGAGACCCCCCUUUACCGCUUCUCCCUGUCCGACGGCACGCCGGUCACGGCUCAGACCAAAAGCAAAAUGUUCCGCCACCCCAUGACCAACGAGCCACAAGGCUUCAUAUCCACACACCUCCUCCAGAGGGAACAGGGUGGCUGUCGCCCGGGCCAGCCCGGUGGCAUGAUGCAGGGGGGCAUGAGGCCGCAGGGCAUGGGCAAUGCCAACCCCAACGCCCAGAUGAACAUGGGGCCCGGUGGGGGCAUGGGGAUGGGCGGCAUGGGCAUGAACCGAGGUUACGGGAUGAACGAGCAGGGCCACAUGGGUCACGUAGGGCAAAUGGGGCAGAUGGGUGGCGGGUAUGGGGGCAAUGCAGGCCCCGGAGGGGGCAUGGGCAACAGGAUGAUGCAGAUGAACCAAAUGAAUCAGAUGAACCAGAUGAAUCAGAUGAAUCAAAUGAGUCAGAUGAAUCCCAUGAAUCAGAUGAACCAGAUGAAUCCCAUGAAUCAGAUGAGUCACCCCGGCCCCGGCAUGCAGCAGGCCCAUCAGCAGCCUCCGUUCCAGGCCAGCGGCGGCUACGGCCUGGGCGGCAUGAACAGCCCCACCAGCAGCCCCGGCAUGAACGGGCCCCAGCAGAACCUACUCAUGUCGCCCCGCAACAAAGGCAGCCCCAAAAUGGGAGCCAGCCAGUUCUCCCCAGGAGGUAUGCACUCCCCCAUGGGUCCAAGCAGUGUGGGUGGAGGCAGUGGUCUGGGUGGAGGUGGGGGCAGCAGCUCCUUCUCCAGCAGCUCUCUAAAUGCCCUGCAGGCCAUCAGCGAAGGGGUGGGGGCCUCCCUGCCCUCCCUGCCCUCGGCCUUGACUGCAGCCUCCCCGGCCCACAAGCCUGACAGCUCCCCCAGCAUCCACUCCACCUCCUCUUCCUCCGCAGCCGCCCAGCCCAGCCAGGCCUGCAGGCCUCCAGUGCCAGGCCACGGUGACUCUAAGAGCCCAGGGGCGGCCUUCGGGUCUGGGCCGGGGGAGCACCACCACCCCCUGCACCACCAACACCACGGCCACCCACACCCCAACGACAGCAGUGGGUCAGAGCGGCCAGACAGCCAAGCACCUGGGGGAAAUAACAAGUCGGAGUCGGGGCCGGAAGGGAGUGGAGAGUCGGGGGCCUCUACCACAGAGCCAGCCAGAAGAGUGCCUGAUGGUAAGGGCCACAAGAAGCUACUGCAGCUCCUGACCUCCCCCACGGAGGAGCUCGGUCUGGGGGUGGGAAACGGGUCAUCGGGGCCCCCGUCGGCUCCCGGCGCUAAUAACCCUGCUGGCAUGGAGGGGAAAGAGGCGGGCUGUGUAACUAGCCCUUCCUCCACGGGUGUGUCCUCCUCCUCCAACCCUCAGAUGGCGGGAGGCGGGGCUCCUGGAGGAAGUGGGCCGGGCUCCCUUGCCAUGAGCUCCUCCCACUACACAGCCUCGCUGCAGGAGAAGCACAAGAUCCUGCACAAGCUGCUGCAGAACGGCAACACUCCCGACGAGGUGGCCAAAAUCACCGCCGAGGCCACCGGGAAGAUCCCCACGGCGCACGAGGCCGCCAUGGCAGCGGCGGCGGCGGCAGCAGCAGGAGGAGAUCUGGGUGGGGCCUCGGGUGGCGGGGCCGGGUCGGCGGGGCCAGGGGCCGGAGGAGCGGGGCCCACAGUGGAGCCCAAGCAGGAGCAGCACAGCCCCAAGAAGGAGAAGACCCACGCGCUGCUCCACUACCUCCUCAACAAGGACGACGCCAAAGAGCCCGCCGACGUCAAGCCAAAGCCCGAGGAGCUGGAGGGGAAGGGGCCCCCUGGGGCCGGCGCUGGGACCCUGGGCUCUGGCCCCACAGCAGAGAGUAUGGAGGGCAAGAUCAAGUCAGAGCCGUCUGAUGAGCUGGAUACUUUCCUGGGAUUGAAGAACUCAGGAGAAUUUCACCCGGAUCAGGGCAUGGGAGGUGUGGCCAGUGAUGGAGGAAACAAGCCCCAAGGGUUUCCUGACGAGGGUGCACAAGGCGUGAGGAGUCCAGCGCUGGGGCCAGGGGGCAGAGUGCCCUUCCAGAGAGCCAUGUCUGUGGACGGGAAGCUGGUGGGUGCAGGGGGGGCGGCCGGCAGACGCAGCGCUCCCAUGCCCAUCAAGCAGGAGAGCCUGGACGGGCAGCGCAUGAUGGGGACGCCGGCCGACAACUUCCCCGGGAACAUGGGUGUGUGUCCGCGAGGCGUUGGAACAAGAAUGAUGAACCGAGGCAUGUCAGUUCCGCAGAGCUCCCCCAUGGGGGGGUCAGGGGACUGGAUGCCCCACUCCAGUGCCAGUCCUGUGGGCUCAGCUGGUGGCCCCCCCUCCAUGGCGCGCCCCCCAGGCAUGGACUACAACUCCAAGGGCAUGAUGGGGGGCCACAUGGUCAGCCGCUCCAACAGCGUGCCCGGCACCAGGUCCAUGCUACAGCAGCAGCUCAUGGAUAUGGGUUCCAGUGAUAUGAAUAUGGGCAUGAGUCAGUUCAAUCAACAGUGUCCAGCCGGCCAAUCACCCUCCUGGUCAGACAAUAUGAUGGGGAUGGACAACAACAGGCGACAGUUUGGGAGCAGCCUGGAUGAGCUGCUGGUCCCUCCAUCCACCAGUGAGGGUCAGAGUGAUGAGCGGGCUCUGCUGGACCAGCUGGACUCGCUGCUCAACACCGACGUCAUUGCCCUGGAGGAAAUCGACCGCGCACUGGGCAUCCCAGACCUCAUCAGCCAGAGUCAGGGAGCAGAGCCUCCAUCUGAGUCCUUCCCUGGCCAGGACCCUUCCAUGGUGAUGGAUCAGAAGCCCAUGUAUGGACAGGGCUACCCCGGCCCCCCUUCCAUGGGCGGCAUGCCUGCGGGGUACGGGGGCGCCCCCAUGCAGGGCCAGCCUCCGCCGGGCGGAUAUGGCCCCAUGAUGAACCAGAUGGGUCAGCAGGGCAGCUUCCCUGGCAUGGGGGGCAGCAUGGCGGGCAUGGGGCCCAUGGGGGGCAUGGGACACCCCCGCGCCAACAUGAUGAGGCCGCGCAUGAUGAGCGCCACCAAACCCAUGAGGCUGCAGCUGCAGCAGAGACUACAGGGCCAGCAGUUCAUGAACCAAACUCGACAGGGCAUGGGCAUGAAGAUGGAGAGCCCUGGGGGAGGCAACCCAGGCAUGAGGCCUGGUAUGCAGCCUGGCAUGGGCAGCCAGCAGGGCUUCCUGAAUGCUCAGAUGCUGGCCCAGCGCAGUCGGGAGAUGAUGACGCUGCAGAUGCGCAGGCAGAGGAUGAUGAUGCUCAUGCAGCAGCAGCAGCAACAGCAGGCGGCCGCCGCAGCCGCCGCCGCCGCCGGGGGCUUCAGCCCCCCGCCCAACGUCACCGCCCCCACAGGCAUGGACUCGCCCAUGGGAGGACCCCCCAUGGGUCAGGCCGGACAACAGCAGUUCGCCUACGGAGGGAGUUAUGGUAUGGGCCAGCAGGGUGACCCCUCGUUUGCACCGUCUGGUGCCAGCCCCCCCAACGCCAUGAUGUCAGGCCGUCUCGGACCUCCACAGAAUCCCAUGAUGCAACAGCAUCCACAGGGAGGCCCCAUGUACCAGACGGCCGACAUGAAAGGCUGGCCACAGGGAGGCAUGAGCCGGAAUGGGUCGUACGGACAGCAGCAGUUCAGCCAGCAGGGCGCUGGGGGGCAGUACGGGGGUAUGAUGAUGAACGGGGGGAUGGGCGCUGGCGGAGGUGGGGGGCAUAUGGGCCAGAUGCCCGGCCAGAUGAACAUGAACCCAAUGAUGAUGAGCAGGAUGCCCAUGGGCCCUGAUCAGAAAUAUUGCUGAGACAUGCUGAGAGGAAUGGAGACACUGUGAACCCCAGUAUGAGAGACUCCAGGGCUUGCAGGCCUACAUGACUAUCUACUCACCGGGUUUCUCACCUGGAAACAUAUGGCCAGAUACCACAGUCACUCGUGCACACACACACACACACACACACACACACACACACACACACACACACACACGUUUGUAAAUCUGAGACACUGUGACAUACACACAUCAGUAAAAAAAAAAAAACACACACACACACACAUACAUCCAGACAUCAGCCAUCAGUCUUCAGAAGCUAUCUCAAGUGUUGUGGGGUCUUCAGUCUCUUGACAAUUUUUCUUAGUGAUGGAGAAGUCACAGAGCCACAGUUCCUGCUGGACCAAACAAUAUGAGCAGGAUCGGUUUGAACCGGAGCAGCCCCCGUACGAAAUGACCUAGAGGAGAGACUAGUCUCCUCGCUCAUUUUAGAAUGUAUAAAUGUCAUGCUGUGUUUGACAGCUCUGGGUUUGCCAUGGCACGCCCUGUUUUUAGUGCUGAGUGAAGGUACCACACAGAGAGAAAAUCAUUUGGCGGUGAUUGCACUUUACAGGGAAAAAGAAAAAAAGGCUGGCUCACGGCGAAAAAGGAUUGUUGCAAUAUUUCUCUGUCAUUUUUGUCUCAGCCUUAUUGGAGGAUGAAUCAGAGUUUUGUAAGGGGGUCUAGUUUUCCCUCUCUGUAAUGAAGAUGUCUGUUUUGGUUUGGGGGAAGGGAAGGGAAGGGGGGACACGAAAAGAUGGAAACCCAGAAAGCACAGAGUUUGUCUAGUUAUGCAGAUGUAAGCAAUAAUCUUCCCCCUUUGGCUUUUUUUACUACAGAGCAUUAUGUGGAGUGUCAUCUACUCAAAGGUACUGCAGUAUUAGAUGUGAUGUCAGAAUUGGAGUUUUUCCUUCUCGUCUGUGAAUACAAAUUGUAAAAAGGCUUAAAAUGUACUAUAUCCGCUUUUGUAGGUCACAUACUGUUUUUGCACAGACUGUAAGUCUUGAUAUUUAAAAAGUAGGAUUUUUUUUGUGGUUAUUUUACUCUGUGUUGUAGGUCAAUACAGCUUUCAUUGCCGAUAUGUCAAAACGUAGAGAAGGUGGAAGGCUGUUUUAAAGUCAGAAAGGCAUUUUUUUUCCUCACCUUCAAAAAGCCACUUUUUAUCCUUCAGAAGGCACUUUCUAUUUCCGAAGUUUCAAUGCUUUUUUUUUUUUUUUGUCAUCCAUCAACAGUUUCUGGAGAUAGUGCAGUUUCAAGUGGCAGUAUAGCGUAAACCUUUGAAAGAGUUGAAAGAAUCCCUUUUUAAACCUUGAAUGAUAUUUACAAAAUCUAUAUAAAUCUAUAUUGAAGGAGGGCACCGUGUUGAGUUUGAGAUGGCGGGUGCCAGGAAGUAGAGGUUUGUGCUGGAGGAUGGUAGGAGGGCUUGAGGAGGGAAACCCCAAAGGGUUCAGACCCCUGGAUAUGCUGAUGAAAUGCACCAUUCUGGACCCCUCUCUGCCUCCUCACUAACCUUUUUGCUCAGUUUUGGUUUUUCUUUUCAUUUUUUGUGUUUUUUUUUAUUGUUUUUUUUAAUUUAUUUUUUACCAAUGCCUCUGAUCUGAUAUAGGAAGCAAUGGAUGAGAACAUAUUAUUGCCCUGAAUGAAGAGGUUUCAGUUGUUGUCUUCAGGUCUGUUGGGACAUUUCCGGGUGACCAUUGAUAAUUUUUCCUGAAUUUGUAUUUUAUUUCUUGCCCUCCUGCUUUGUAUUUGAAAAUAUUUUUGAGGAACCUACCGACUCAGAUGAAAGGCAAAAUCCAAAGAGGUUUUCUGUUGUAUUUUCAGCUGCAUAAGUAGUUUCUGAAAUUGAUGUCUUCAUGUAGAGAUUGACCUGUGUGGAAAAGCCCCAUAAAGACUAGAUUUUGUUUUGUUUUUGUUUGUGAAGAUUUUUUUUUCACACAAAUAAUGUGCUCCUGUCUUGAACACAUGAGAUUAAGCCUUUUACAAUGUGGAUUUCCUCUGUCCAUUUAAAUAUUGGUUAUCUGAUAUGUGUUUUGGUCAAAGGGUUUUAAUUAUUGUGGACAAACUGAGGUGGAUUGUCAUUUUAAGAAAACUGGUUUGAUUUUACAGAGGUAUUUGAUGGAAAAGAUUUGUUUUAUCUCAAAGUGAAUACUGUAUAUUCAGGAAGGUAGAAGAAUGUUUUUUGCCCCCUGCAGUUCAUGUUUAAAAAAAAAAAAAAACAAUGUCCGAGAAUGGAUUGAUAUGGUUGAUCAUUAAACUUGAUUUGAAUAGGAAGAAAAAGAGCAGAAAUAAUAUGUGAAAAACAUAUUUCUACUUUGCGGUUGUACAUUACUGUUGCGUUUUUUUCUUGUUCCUCGAUGUUAAUAUUGAUGUAAAUACAAAUUUCUAUUUAAACAUUA